Molecule: messenger RNA, 5184 nt
Organism: Sebastes umbrosus (honeycomb rockfish)
Lineage: Eukaryota; Metazoa; Chordata; Actinopteri; Perciformes; Sebastidae
Gene: smpd3
Product: sphingomyelin phosphodiesterase 3
Exons: 10
Coding region: 670-2844 (724 amino acids)
Biological process (GO): sphingomyelin metabolic process
Cellular component (GO): extracellular region; cytoplasm
Molecular function (GO): sphingomyelin phosphodiesterase activity
Source: RefSeq, a predicted model, not a curated record
ACGUCAUUGGGAGCUGUUCAAAGCGGAGUGGUGCUGAAGAGACAACUCUCCUCUCCUCUCCUCUCCUCCUCUCUGCUCAGUCAGACAGCCAGUCGAUCACUCGGUCGCUCCGUCGGUCUGCAGCCAUCAGCCGGUUCCGUGGACGCUGGAUUUCACCUCCUCAAAGAUCCUUUAUUAGCUCUCAGCACAGAUCACACAUCAGCAGCGUUUACACGUCACCUGAAGCCGCAUGUGGGAGAUAUUUCCAACCAGUCCCGAGGAAGCGGUGAUGUUUAAUGGCCGCCCCCUCCCGAGGUCGCCGGAGUCCCCGCAAUCAUAGAUCCAUCAUCAGCGGAAAAGCUCUCAUCAUGGAAACCCCCUACCUCCAGACUGCGCUCCGUGGCCCCCCCUGUAGAGGGUGCAAUUGCUGAGGCAGCGGUAGUGAUACUUAGACAAGCUUGUCUGUGAAGCUAAAUAAUCACCCAAACCAUGUAGUGUACCUCUCUCCAAGGAGGGGGGAGGGUCUACAUUUGAGUCUGAUUUAUUUUUUUAUUUAUUUCUGUUUAUGUCAUCUCUGGAAUAGAUUUGUGUUCGCUUGUUUAAAGAGCGCAUGUGGGUGUGGACAUAGCGUGCAAGGUGAGGAGAAAGUGACAGAGAGAAAGAAAGAGAGAGAGAGAGAGGAGGAAAGAGAUGGUCCUCCACACCACCCCUUACUCCAGUGCCUGUCUGCACUUCCUGGAUGGCUUGUCGUGGAGCCUGGUGUUCCCCUGCUACUGGCUCCUGGACCAGCUCCUGGCUUCCUGCGUGGCCACCUCGCUGGAGAAGCGUCAACGCUCCCAGGACCCCUGCUCCUUCCUCAGCCUGUGUGUCCUGAUCUCCGCGCCCCUUUACCUGCUCCUCCUCCUCGCCGCCCUGCCCUUCGCCCUGCUGGGCUUCAUCAUCUGGGCUCCCCUGCAGGCCGUCCGCCAGUCCUACCUGUACACCUACCGCAGACCAGACAAACACCAGGCCGAGCAGGGCCAGGCCGGGCCAGGAGGUGUUGGCAUUGGGGAAUGGAGGCCACAAGGCAGAAGCUUCUGUUUCUGCAGUGCCAAUGUAUGCCUGCUGCCCGACUCCCUGGCCAGGUUCAACAACCUGUCAGACACACACAGGAGAGCCCGGGAGGUGGGGAAGAGGAUCCGCAACGGUGCCAGUCGGCCUCAGAUUAAAAUCUAUAUCGACUCACCUACCAACACUUCCAUCAGUGCGGCAUCCUUCAGCAGUCUUGCCACAGGUUUCCGCCGUACAUCCUCUCUGGACCAGCGUCCAGACCAAACACACAACACCAACAGCCCAGCCGACAAUGAAACCGAGCCCCUCACCGAGUGCCCAAUUCACCCCUCAGGUGCCACCGACUGCCCCGUUCACCCCCCUGCAAAAGACAAGGGUUCCUCUGAAUGCCCCCUUCACCCAGAUGGAGGAGACAUGACAGCGGACUGUCCCCUCCACCCUGCAGGGACUGACAGCAGCUCAGACUGUCCCGUUCACACCUCAGGGGAGGCUUCAGACUGCCCCUUGCAUUCUGCGGGGGCUCCGAGUGGCCAAGGCCAUCAUGACUGUCCCAUGCACGGGGAAGGGACCCAGACAAAACUCUCUUCAGACUGCCCACUUCACACCUCAGGGGUUCAAAUCAGCAUCAGCGCCCCAGAGCCGGACCCACAGGAGGAGGAGACCGAAACAGGGAACCAUCGGCCUGGCGACCAGGCAGGGGGAGAUACGGGCAGCAUGACUGCCUCCAGGGAAUCCCUCACUCGUUACCAUAGUGGCGACGGUGGCGUAGGCAUUUCCUCCAACAAUACUCUCUCUCACGUCCCUCGUACGUCAAUCUUCAAGCGCCCCGGACGAAAACGCCGCCACGGCGAUGAGACAUUCGACCACGAGAUCUCUGCCUUUUUCCCUGCCAACUUGGAUUUCUUGGCUCUACAGGAAGUGUUUGACCACGGAUCGACGACUAGACUGCGGCGGCAGUUGCAUCGCUACUUCCCCUACGUACUGAGCGAUGUCGGCCGGUACGGGUGGAAAGGCUGCUGCUCAAGGUUCAAAUUCCUGAACAGCGGGCUGAUGUUGGCCAGCCGCUACCCAAUCCUGGAUGCACGGUACGAGUGCUACCCCAACGGGAGAGGAGAGGACGCACUAGCAGCCAAGGGGGCACUGUUUGCCAAGGUUCACGUGGGCACCUCCCAUCAGGAGCAAAGGGUUGUGGGAUAUCUCACAUGUACGCACCUCCACGCCAUAGAAGGUGAUGCAUCUGUACGCUGUGAGCAGCUGGACCUGUUGCUCCAGUGGGGAGCUGAGUUUCGCCAAUCCACAUCCCAACCACCUGAAGGAGAGAAGGUGCUGGAAGAUCUGGUGGCCUUCGAUGUCAUCCUGGGAGACCUCAACUUUGAUAACUGCUCCUCAGAGGACAAGCUAGAGCAGCAGCAUGCACUUUUUACUCAAUACAAGGACCCAUGUCGCCUGGGGCCAGGGGAGGACAAACCAUGGGCUUUGGGUACUUUACUGGAUCCCAGUGGCCUUUAUGACGACGAGGUCAGCUCACCUGAAAGUUUACAAAAAGUGAUGGAGAACGAGGAGGGCAGGAAGGAGUACCUGGUGUUUCCUCCCAGUAAGAGCCAGUGUCCCGCCAGCAGUCAGAAGGGGAGGAAGAUCCCACUGAAGGGAAACGGACGCCGGAUUGACUACAUGCUCUACAGCGACGAGGGCCUGCAGCAGGACUGGAAACUGGAUAUCGAGGAGUUCAGCUUCGUCACCCAGUUGGCCGGCCUCACCGACCACCUGUCUGUGGCCAUGCGAUUGGCUGUUUCCACCGGGGAAGAGGAGCCUUAGAUUGACCACCUGAGCUUUUUCUUGUUUAAAUACUGCCAUGGAGGAGUGACAGACAACCAGGAAGAGAAGAGGAGAUUAAAAGUUUACAGAUAAGGAGCCGCCUUGAGAGAGACAAAAUGCAGUUCCGCGAGAGGAUUGAAGGGAGAGCGAAAUGGACAGACGGAUGAAUCAGUGGAGCAGCGCUCAGUGGAUGAAUGGAUAUAAAGAAGGUAGAGGAGAGCGGCAGCAGAGGAGUGAUAUGAAAGAGAAAGACUCUGGAGGGGAGAGAUAAGCAGGGGAAUUCAGUUUAAAAAGCCAGAUAUUCAUCUUCUUGGGUAAACCACCCACACACACACACACACACACACACACACACACACACGCUAAAUACAAUACCUAACACACAAACACAAUUGAUCGACAUUUUGACUGUUGAAUAUUGCUCGGCCUCUCCACUCUUCUCCUCCAACACUCCCUGUUGAACUGAAUCCAUAGGGUUUUAUUUACAGUGAAUUGUUUUAUGUAGCCAAUUUACACACUCUUUUUAUUUUAGCCGUAGUGUAAGUAUGAUUUUUUUUUUUUUUUUUUAAUGAUUCUACCUUCAGGGACAGUUGGAUCUUCUUUAGUGACUGUGUAUAAAAGGAAAACACAUAAUUUAAGUGAUAAGAGUGAAGCCUACAGCUACUGACUGGCCUUUACACUGACCGUGUGUGUCCUUGUCUCGUGCUCCUUCCUGAAUGGCUAUCGGUCGUUCACCUUACUACUCCCACGUCAGUCCCAGGAACCUCAACAAGUGUCUUUUUUUCUAAAAAAAAAACUAAAAAAAAACUAGUCUUUCUAAAAGGAGAAAAAUAAUAUGAUACGAUUUCUAUUGUCGCCACACCACUUUUUUAUAGGGAGUUUAAAUGCCUGUUUAAUACUAUAUGGUAUGUUUCUAAAAAAAAAAAAAAAAAAAAGGUUAUUGUAUAAAGGGACAAGACAUUUGAGGAAAAGUUAUUUGUUAGAUCCUUACAGCAUGUUUUUUCAGCCAUGACUGGUGAAAAUUAGACUGGACAUUUUUGGUGUAAUAGUGGCAACUGAGGCUUUGCGGAUGCAUGAUGGGAAAUGGUAUCAGUUUACAACAUUAAUAUAGCGUCUUGAUACACUUGCUUGAGUCUGGCUGCUCUUGAUUGAUGAGUCAAGGAGCAUUUUGCCCUGAAAACACACACUAACUGUAUGCCAGUGUGACAUUUGUGCAUGUGAGACUCCACCCUUGCUGAUGACACUGAACACACAAAAAGAUAUGCACAGAAGCAUACUGAAGAUUUACAUAAAGCAGGCGCACACAGCUACACACAUCAUGUACGGGGGGAUUUCAGGUGAGGUAACAUACCCUCUGGCGGCCAUAUUGGAGGUCUUUUAAUGAUAACAUGUUUGAGAGAGUGGAUACCAAUGUAGCUAUCUGGUUAGCAAGCCAUCGCUGUCUUGUAAGCACGUCUGAUUCGUGCACUAGUUAACAUACAGUAUACAGCCCAGUUUUUGGUUUGAGCACAGCCAGUUGUCAAAUGGAACAUCUUGAAGACAGCCAUAUUGUGACGCAACUGCAAAACCUCAUCAUACAGAAACAUUUUGAAGACCUACAGGCUGCACACACCCUACAAUACAAUAUGCCAAGUAUAAUGUUCUAAAUGGUCCCAAAGAUUAAGACAGCCCACCCACAAAAAUACAGAGUUCAAGUAGUGCAAAGUCUAAUGAACACAGUGCAUACCAAGGACACGAAUACAUGAAGUAGUGUAAUGCUACAAUGCAACUGAAGGUGUGUUCAGACUGAAAGCAAAACCAACUUUAAGCUGGGCAUACAUUGUACGAUUUUAGAAAUGUUGUUCUGUAAUUCCUACUGUAUGAGUAGAUCGUUUGGCUCGUGGCUCGUGGCUCUGCGUCAACUGUGUGAAAGCCUGUGGACGGACGACCAAAAUUUCUGACAUGUCAGAAAUUCAUCCGACUGUCCAACGGCCGGUCGAGAGGAGUUAAUCAGUCCUUGGUCCACCCUGUACACUGCACGGCAAACGAUGCCCAACGAAGCUGAAAUUCGGACUCUAAAAUGAGUCGUGCAGCUCAAAAAAUGGGCUGAAAUCAUACAGUGUAUGCCCAGCUUUUGAAGCAGUACGUAUAAAGUUGCAUAUGAAGUAUUGUAAUUACAUAGUGAAUGUAAUUUCGCACUGGGGUGAGUUAUAAAUGUUUCAACUUUGCAUUCAUCUCAAGGCUUUAUGACUCCAACUCAUGAACAAACAUAAGAAUAUGAAGAUGAUAAGAAGAAAAAGGACACGCAACUAUAAGAAAAAAAAACGGGAAAAAAACAAUUUAACAAUUUAUAGACUUAAU